This is a messenger RNA of Acaromyces ingoldii, 1549 nucleotides long. RefSeq names its product putative FBP1-fructose-1,6-bisphosphatase. Gene Ontology annotation, biological process: fructose 6-phosphate metabolic process; fructose 1,6-bisphosphate metabolic process; gluconeogenesis. The record is from RefSeq and is a predicted model, not a curated record. Bases 313 to 1368 code for a protein of 351 amino acids. Gene Ontology annotation, molecular function: fructose 1,6-bisphosphate 1-phosphatase activity. NCBI's taxonomy places the organism in Eukaryota, Fungi, Basidiomycota, Exobasidiomycetes, Exobasidiales, Cryptobasidiaceae. Gene Ontology annotation, cellular component: cytoplasm; cytosol. The transcript is spliced from 3 exons.
GACGGCAAGGGUUGCGGGUGGAGCGGCCGCCUAGCUCUGAUAAGAAGAAGCGCCGUCUAGGCGGGCGAGAUUGAACUCUUACCAGACCCGGUUCCGAGCGAGGCCCGAAGACCGGAGACAUCGCGCGCCUUUUCUCGCACUCGGGAAAGAUCGCGUGUGCUCCUCCCCCGCCCGGGCCACUCCACAACCUUCAUUUCACAAUUCAAGAAGGGCAACUUCCCCUCGCUCGUCGUUCACUUCCACUAGGGGUUCACUCACUCUUUCCUCUCAGAAGCUUACUCCAUCCACCAGUAAAAGAUCGCUCAAGCAACCAUGGGUGCCGACGACUACUCCCCCCCUUCGACAGACAUCAUCACACUUACGAGGCACGUCCUCAAUGACGGCUUCAACCUCGCAAAGAGCAGCGCGGCGUCGGGUGACCUAACGAUCCUCCUCGCCUCGCUGCAGACGACGUGCAAAUUUAUUGAGUCCAAUGUCCGGAAGGCCAGUUUGAUCAACCUAAUCGGGGCCGCAGGCAACACCAACGUGCAGGGCGAGGACCAGAAGAAGCUCGAUGUCCUCUCCAACGAGAUCAUGAUCAAUGCCCUGCGUGCCUCUGGCAAGGCCGCCGUGCUCGUCUCGGAGGAGAAUGACGAGGCCAUCUUUGUCGGCGAAAAGCAGAGCGGGUCUUCGUUUGAGACGAACAAGGGCAAGUACUGCGUCGUCUUUGACCCCUUGGACGGAUCGAGCAACAUCGACGCCGGUGUCAACAUCGGAACCAUCUUUGGCAUCUACCUCGUCAAGGACGGCUCCAAGGGCGACCUCUCUGAUGUGCUCCGACCGGGCAAGGAGAUGGUGGCGGCGGGCUACUGCAUGUACGGAUCCUCGGCCAACCUCGUCUUGACGACGGGAAACGGUGUCAACGGCUACACACUCGACAACCAGAUUGGUGAAUUCAUUCUCACUCACCCAAACAUUCGUCUGCCCGAGCGCGGAAAGAUCUACUCGAUCAACGAGGGAAACUCGGCCUACUACCACGAGCCCGUGCUCAAGUACCUGGACAGCAUCAAGUUCCCCAAGGAGGGAUCGUCAAAGAAGCCCUACAGCGCACGGUACAUUGGCUCCAUGGUCGCAGACGUCCACCGCACGCUCCUCUACGGCGGCAUCUUUGGCUACCCGGAUGACAAGAAGAGCAAGAGCGGCAAGCUCAGGAUGCUCUACGAGGCUUUUCCAAUGUCUUUUCUCACUGAGCAAGCCGGCGGUGUGGCCACGACGGGUACCCAGCGCAUCCUCGACAUUCAGCCCACCGAGAUCCACCAGCGAUGCCCCGUCUUCCUCGGCUCGAAGGGUGACGUGGAAGACUUGAUGAGUUUCUACAAGCAGCAGUAGUAGUAGUAGAGCAGCAAUGGAAUACAAGAUCCAGGAAGCGAAGAAGCUUCUGACAUACAAUCUUUUGUGAAUGCUAAGCCAAUCCAUCCCUGUACUGCACAAACGCCAGUGCGUUCUCGGCCGUCUCUUCCAUCAUGGCUCUGAGCCUAGGUGUCUUUCGCUUAUCAAUGCUCUUUACCAC